UGGAGGCAGCUGACAGGCGGAGGCAGGCGAGGGAGCUUCAAGGAUGGCGGCCGCCACGGCGCUGAUCCUGCCGGAGAGCCCCAGCAUGAAAAAAGCAGUGUUGCUGCUAAAUGCAAUAGAUAUAGGAAGAUUUCCACGAUUGCUCACCCGAAUUCUUCAAAAACUUCACCUGAAGGCUGAGAACAGUUUCAGUGAAGAAGAAGAAGAAAAACUUCAGGCUGCGUUUUCUCUGGAGAAACAAGAUCUUCACCUGGUUCUUGAAACAAUCUCGUUCAUUUUAGAACAGGCGGUGUAUCACAAUGUGAAGCCAGCGGCUUUGCAGCAGCAGUUAGAGGCCAUUCAUCUCACACAGGACAAAGCAGAGGCAUUCGGCAGUGCUUGGUCUUCUGUGGGUCAAGAGACCAUUGAAAAAUUCAGGCAGAGGAUUCUUGCUCCCCACAAGCUCGAGACCGUCGGAUGGCAGCUUAACCUUCAGAUGGCUCACUCUGCUCAGGCGAAACUGAAGUCUCCUCAGGCUGUAUUACAGCUAGGAGUGAGCAAUGAAGAUUCCAAGAGUGUGGAGAAAGUUCUUGUGGAAUUCAGUCACAAGGAGUUGUUUGAUUUCUAUAACAAGCUGGAGACCAUACAAGCGCAGCUGGAUUCCCUCACGUGAUUGUUCCUGAAGACUGGCUUCUCCAUCACACUCCUGACACCUCAUCAUUCUGCCCCGAAGAUGGGCUGCCAGGUUCUGUUUUGCGAAGGAUUCGGUAGCUUUCCUCUUGUAAACAACAGGGCUUACCGCUUCUUAGAGUAAUACCAGUCAAGGGAAAUCAUUGUCUCGAGAGCUUCUAAUACCCAUUCUCUCCUCCUGUGAGCCAACGGCAAACAAUUGUUAAGAAUGCAUUUGCUUGGAAGGAAACAGUAAAUACCAUAUUGUUAUUACCGUCUUGUUUUUGCUUUAUUGCCUGACCUGCUCAUUUUUUACAUGUUAGACGACACCUUUAUGUAUCAAGGAGGGUCCACAGAGACAAGGGAUACUAUGUACCUUAGAAUACAAAACUCCAGUCAUUACCUCAUUAAAGCAAGAAAGCAAGCAAGUGCAAUCAGAUACUUUGUUUUUCCUUGAAUAUAAUGAUGUUUUGCUUGGGAAAUAACAUAGGAACGAAAUCUGAAAUAGAGCUAGUGGUAGUGAAUCAGUUAAUUCCAGUGUGAGCUUCUAUGUGCACUUUAAUUUUUUUGGUCUGAGUGUAAUGAUCUAAUAAUAGUCCAGGUUUCUGUGUGCUUUUCUUUGUACUGCAAAUUAAUAAUGAUUCACUUCAUAGUAAGGAAGAGAUUCUGAUCAUAAAUAAAAAUAAUUGUCAUGAGUG
Lutra lutra (Eurasian river otter) is the source of this 1346-nucleotide messenger RNA. It is a transcript of the gene COMMD10, whose product is annotated as COMM domain containing 10. The transcript is spliced from 7 exons. The record is from RefSeq and is a predicted model, not a curated record. NCBI's taxonomy places the organism in Eukaryota, Metazoa, Chordata, Mammalia, Carnivora, Mustelidae. The coding region runs from base 44 to 652 and encodes 202 amino acids.